CAUUAUUAUGGAACACCGAAGCCAGUGGAAGAUGAUCAAAUGGUGAGCGAUCCGAAAGGGCCAUUACCUCCAAAUUGGGAGAUUGCAUAUACCGAACAAGGAGAGAAAUAUUUUGUCGAUCAUAACACGGGUUCGACACACUGGGAAGACCCGAGGGAUUUGCCUGACGGCUGGGAAAAGGUCAGUGAUGGUGUGUAUGGAACCUUUUAUGUGGAGUAA
This is a messenger RNA of Gongylonema pulchrum, 219 nucleotides long. The record is from the annotation of a GenBank genome assembly. NCBI's taxonomy places the organism in Eukaryota, Metazoa, Nematoda, Chromadorea, Rhabditida, Gongylonematidae.